ACUAUAAUUAUGAAUCUUAUCAAGCGUUUGCAGACCGAGGCUACUAGUUUUGGCUUCGAGCCUCUGCUGAUCCUGCCCAGCGGUCGGUCUAUCCAGCUGGCCUAUGGUUACAUCCCAUUGCUCGUGAGCUUCACACAUGAAGACAAGGCGGCUAAGGGUCUACGAAAGCGCAAGCCGGAUGAGAAGCCUAAGCCGCCCGUUUACUUCUCAGCGCUGGAGCUUGUGCGUGAUGAGAGAAUUCUGCUUUUGACUGGCGCCGCAGGAAGCGGCAAGACAAGUUUCGCGAAGCACCUCAGCUAUUGCCUAGCUAAUGGCAGCUUGGAGGCUCAGCCAUUGGUUCGUAACGAGCUUGGUAUGGUCUACGAUGAGAGUUGGGAGGCCGCCGGGAGAGUUUUAUCUAGCUACUUCACCGUGGACAAUCUGGAAACUCUACGGGGUUUGCGUGAGACCACCCUGCCCGAGCUCGUGGAGUCGUGGUCGGAGGGCGUUCGGCAGGGGGCUAGGGCUGGAACCAGCUUACUGAUUAUCCUCGACACAGUGGAGAAAGCGGAGAGUCGAGAAGGUCGAGAACUCCUCGCAAGCAUAGUUGCCUUCGUUGAAAAAUCAGGCAGCGCCCGACUCCUGGUGCUCGGUGAGACGGAAGCGCUGAAGAACUGGGUUCUUCCGCCCGCCAUAGCCCGCCACGAGCUGCUGCCGCUACUAGUUAUACAGAGGCAGCAUGCACUGGAUUCAAUUGCUAAUUGGACAGAACCCGCAACCACAACAGAGAAAGGAUAUAUCAAGAAAGAGACGUGUGUGAUACCGCAAGGUACUGGGGCAGGCGCAGCAGCGGCACUCCCUGCUAUUUUCGCGCUUGCGCUCCAUGCCAGCCACUCUGGCUCCAAGGCCGAGGACACGCUAGAUGCAUGGCUUGCGGUCGUGUGCCCCAGUUCAGAUUUGGCCAGCAGGUUAUCAGUUGAUGCGUUCGAUCGCGUUGUCGCUACCGUCAACAAGCAACAGACUCGACCACAUCUACACCGUGACGUGUAUCCUUCGUCGAGCCGAAGUAUGCCGUGGCUAGCUUCUACAGGCGCUGUCCAGCAGCUGUUAGCAGCUCGCCAUCUAGCAAAUCUCGUUCCUGAUGCCGCAGUCGAAUUGUUUCAUCUUGCGUCUUCGCUAGUAGAGCCCACGAUACAGAGCGUUUUGGGUACUUUGUCGACUAGCGAACGCCAGCGCGCCGGCUGCAUCCUGUCACGGCUGGGUGAUCCGCGGGACUUGACGGCUCUCACCAUAGUUCCUUUCGGAACUUUCAUCUUUGGAUCCCGUACUCAUCCGAACUCGCAGCCAGUGGAGCCUUUGAGUUUGAGGAACAGCUUCCGUAUCGGCAUUUACCCCGUGGUGAACCGUGAGUACGCGCUGUUCAUUAAGGAGACGCGCCGUGCGUGGCUCAGCCCCGAUGGUUUCACUCCCGAGUACCGAAACGCGCCUGCUACUGAUCUCACCUGGUUCGACGCUCGAGCGUACUGUGUAUGGCUGACAAAACGGUGGCAUGCAGACGGUAGUAUUGACCGGGCCGAGGAAGUACGGCUUCCGACAGAACCAGAGUGGGAGCGCGCAGCCCGUGGCAACCAGAAUUGCACCGGCGAGGAUUGCGAACUCGUUUACCCUUGGGGUACAAAGUGGCUGGACGAUGGCGCCAACAGCGAUGAAAGUGGACUGAAUAGACAGUGUGCCGUAGGGCUUUUCCCGACUGGGCGCUCACCGUACGGCUGCUACGAUAUGGCGGGUCAGGUGUGGGAAUGGUGCUCAACACUCUGGGGCGAAGAUAUGGCGACACCAUCCUUCAAAUAUCCUUAUCGGGAUGACGAUGGCCGUGAGGCACUUUGCGACGACGUACCGGGACAUAUACGCCGAGUUUUGCGUGGUGGCUGCUUCUCGAGUGCGAGGGCGAAGGUGUGUUGUACCUACCGGGGCAGCCUGGAGCCAGCGGGUUUCUGGCGUGGGAACGGAUUCCGAAUCGUUGUCGCACCCGUUGCUGGCCCAAUGGAGUCACGCUGA
Truncatella angustata is the source of this 2037-nucleotide messenger RNA. RefSeq names its product C-type lectin protein. The transcript has 2 exons. Lineage: Eukaryota; Fungi; Ascomycota; Sordariomycetes; Amphisphaeriales; Sporocadaceae. The coding region runs from base 10 to 2037 and encodes 675 amino acids. The record is from RefSeq and is a predicted model, not a curated record.